UUCCCGAACGGACGUUCCCUCAGAACCGUUCGGAACACCACCCCAGAGUGCAUCAUAGUUUUGUUUCUGUUUCUGUUUGAUAUUCGGAUUUAGAUUCGGAUACGGAUAGUAGUAGUUUCCCCUCCAUCCAACUGCGUGACGGGAAACGUAUAAGCGGGAGUUGGCAAAGCCGUUGGCAACUCCAGCCCGAACAAAACAGACCGCCGAAGAGUGGAGUGCGGAGUUGAGUUCGUUGGAAUUUUUGUGUGUGUUUUCGUGUCGUGGGGCGUAAAGAAGAAAUCACAUCAUCCGUGUUCGUGCAUCCAUCCAAGUGUCGCGGAAAAGCCUAAUGCAUACGAGUACAUACAUACAUAUAUGAAAUGAUCAACCGAAGGGCAAUUUAUCAGCAUCCCAGAAGUGUACUCAAAAAAGUGUAAAGCAACAAAGAUACAAGAUACAACCGAAACAAAGGAAAAACGCCAACAACUAACAACCCGACAACAGCAAUAACAAUUUGUCAAACACACACACACACACUCACAUAAUAUACGCCUGUACAUGCAGACACACCAAACACAUACACUCACACGUAAACAUAUUAAACCUUAAAAUAUAUCACGCGCGCUUUAAACGCCUCAGCUUUCAGGAUACGGAAUUAAUGACAUGGCCCAGCCAAUGGAGAUGCAGGCGGAGCUGCUGAACCUCAUGGAGAAUCAUGUGAAAUGAACGUAUGCCUCUGUGCAGUUUUCCAUCGAUUUUCGUCUUGCGCCACAACGGACUGGGGAUGAAAUACCAAACACAUAAAACGGAUUUGAUAUUAAAAAAAUAUGCAGAAACAAGAAAAAAGGCGCGAAUUGCGCUUGAAGCGAUUCUGGCGCUCGCCGAAAACAACCUCCUCGGACGACUCCACGGGCUAUGAGAGUCCGACGCGCACGAAACCAGCGGCCAGUGCCAGCAGCGAUGGGCAGCGUUUCAAUCAUCUGCACUACACCAGCCUCUCGCAGGGCUCUGGCACCUCAUCCUCGGCGGGAAUGGCGUGUCUCGGUCCACCGAUUGGUGGUGCUGGUGGUGGUGCAUCCACCACUGGGGCUGGGUCAUCCGGCAACAACAAGCCAUCCUGUUCGCUGCCACUGCUCCAGGUGUGGCCCAGCCAGCCGCUCUUGCGCCAGGAGGGCUUCGUACAGUUGCGUCGUAACAGCGGCCCCGAGGGCCAGCGGGACUCACCGCGCGGCGAGGCUGAUGGCCAAUCCUUCAUAUUCCCCGCCAUCGUGGAGACGAAUAUCAGCAGCCCCGUGGCCGGAGGGAGCAGCAGCAACCUCAAUCUGAAUGCCCGGCGCAGCCAGAAUCACCUGACCCUCAGCACGGAUCGACGCAGCUCGCUCUACUGUGAUACCCUGCACGCGGGCGACUCGGGCAUCGACUCGGUGCAGGCAUCGCCCUCGCCCAACGCCUUCAUCGCCCCGCCGGGUGUGCUCAGCCUGCCCAUGGGUCGGACGGGUGGUGGAUCGUGCCACGUGUCGCCCACGAGUACGCCCACACAGGGCUCGCCGAGUCUUUCGCUGGGCCGGCGGGGCAUCAGGAACAGCAUCUGUGUGGUGCCCAGCGGCGAUGGGGGGAGGCGCAAGUCGAGUGCCUUGCUCCAUCCGGACCAUGCCCGGCUGUUCGCGUUGAGGAUGAAGCAUGCGGCGGCUCUGGAACGGGCGCAGACAUCGCCAGACCAAACCUCCAUCGAGGAUGCCACUGAGUUCCAUGACAACGGACUGGCCACAAAUCUGCGGCUGUGCUCGGCCUCGUCAUCGACGACGUCGUCGCUAACAUCCGUGGCAGCGGUCAGCCUGGGCGGAUCCGGCGGUGGCGCUGUCGGUGGUGUUGGUAGCUGUGUGGUCGGGCUGGGCAUUGGCAGCGGCGGCCUGGCCACCAGCAGCGGCAGCGGCGGCGCCUGCUCCUCCGGAUCCGCCUUUGCUGUGGGCGCGGCGGGCGUCCAGCAGCGCGUCUCCGAUCCGUGGCUGCAGCCACAAUCGGAUCGGGAGCGAGACUCCCGGCAUGAUGGCCGCCGACGUUCCUCAACGAUGACCGCCCGCUACUCCCUCUUCGAUGCCCUCGACCUGGAGUACGUUCUGCUGAGGGCCGCAGCCAGGGGUUCGGUGGGUCCGUACAGCCUCAGCGAGUCCAUACACAAGCUGACCUUCACCCAAUCCCUGGCAUUUCCCGCUCUCGCCCGUGGCCUGGCCACCAAGCGGCGCCGAUCGGCCACGCACACCAGCUCCAGGCCCCUGAAUCCGCACGAGUCCGGUCUGAACACCUGCGCCAAGGUGGUCACUGCCGUGGUGCUGGUUGCCCUCUCCUUUAUGGUCUUCUUGAUAGUGUACAAGUUUGUGCGGACGUGAGGUUUGCUCCUGGCCCCGUCGCCAGAGUUGCCAGUCACAUAUCAGGCCAACUACGGACUGGAUGAUUCCUCAUCCAUCAUCUCAUCAGCUGGCCGCAGUCUGGGCAAACACAUGUCGGGGUUCAGGAGCAAAUUAGGUCUGCGUGAGGCUGACUUUGAGUGAUCCCUUCCCUUCGAACAGGAAGAGCGAGGAGCAGUAGAAAAGGAUGCGUAGGAUGCGUAGGAUGCGUAGAUGCGUUGUAGGGUAUAGAAAAAGUGCGUAUUGAAAAUUUUUGUGAUAAACUAUCAAUGAAAAGCAAAUUUUCCACAAAAGAAGAAUCCAACAAAAACCGAAACAAAACCAAAAACAAUUAAGCAAAUGGAUAAAUAACAAAUUAAAGGCUUAAACAAUUUAGUAAACCGCUUCAAGAGGCUUGCCAGAGUUUCAUAUAAAUAAAUAAAUACAAAUUAAUAUUUUUUUAUAUAUAUAAAAAUCGAAUCGCUGCUCGCAUUUCCUAGGCUCCUACUUAGCAAAAAGAUUUUAUAAUAGAACACUAGACUCUCCCACGAAAGAGAAUAAGCUAGAGGUGUGGGAAACGGAAACCAUUUCAUUGUGUUGCAGUUGCAGCUGAGAAGUGGCAAGUGCCUAACUUUUUGAACUUCCGUUUAUUUUUCUUCACCUAAAAUCGAAUUUAUCAAUCGGUCGCGGCAGCUGUUUCUAAUGAUGAUGAAAGGAAAGGUGUCCCCCUUAUCCCUCUAGGGAAAGUACUUUGGUGGAGGGCAUUGGAAGGAUAUGUGAUGAUGGAUUUUGAGUUAUUUAAGCAAUCGGUAAGAUUUUGGUCAUAGUAUACAAUUUUUGUUACACAAAAUAAAAUAUAUUCCUGCUAAAAAGCUUAGUUUUAAAGCAUUUCCCCCACCCACCACACAACACACAUUUCAAUGUGAUUUUUAUUAUAUUUUCCAUACUUUUAUUCCUGAUAUUUCCCCUCCCCCACUUCCUUUGCCGCCAUCAACAUUCCUCGCCAGCCCCCUUAGAACACCAUUUUAGUGCUGAAUAAUUGGCUUUAGUCCUUAAGCAUUGGGUAAAGUAGGAGGAGAUCAAUGUGACCUACCUUCCUACCAGUAAAUAGUGUACUGACUUGUUAAAUGGCUAAUUGAUAGAUGGACCGAUGACAGAUGACAGAUGACAGAAAUGGAAAUCCAGGCAUAUUUAAACAACAUAUUUACGGUAGCUAUAUACAUAAUUUAUGUAGUUAUACAAACAAGCAAAUAUAUGUAUGUACGAGUAUACAUAUGUACAUAUGUGGAUGUUUAUAAACGUAUACAUAUUUAAGCGGCUUAAAUGUGACAAAGCACUUGCUGAAAUACCAAUACAGAAGUAAAGAAAAACUAUCUAACUCUACUCUUGACUUGCUGCCUUACUUUCCUCUAGUGAAAAAUAGUCGGAAACGAAACGAAACCAAAUGAUAAAUAUGUAUGUACAUUGUAAAUACAUAUGUACAAGUACGAACAAAAUCCCAAUUAACAAUUAAUAAAUUCUUCAUAAAUUGCUGCCUUACUUUCCUACUCUAUUGUACACUUGAAUAAAGGAAACCAACCCUUCGUUGAAGAAAAACAAACCUCUUAGACUCUCAGAGCCUUUUCCAAUUUCCCUACUCUCCUAUUCUAUGAGCUUGACCCAAUAGAUUAUGCAGAACAAAAUCAAUUUUAUAUAAUGCUAAAUAUACAGAUUACAUACGUAUGUAUAUACCUAAAUAUAUUAAAUGUAAUGUUAAA
Molecule: messenger RNA, 4120 nt
Organism: Drosophila obscura
Lineage: Eukaryota; Metazoa; Arthropoda; Insecta; Diptera; Drosophilidae
Exons: 6
Coding region: 807-2366 (519 amino acids)
Source: RefSeq, a predicted model, not a curated record